AUGAUUACACACCGGAGGGCACUACAUUUUGCAAUAUUCGCAGAUGAGGGAUCCGAUGGGUUGCAGGUCGUUCUUCAAGAGAAGUCGUGGAGGGACGCCCAAGAGUACUGUCGAGUGAAUUACACUGACUUGGCCGCUGUGAGGAGCCAGACUGAAAAUCAGGCAGUAGCAGAGCAAAUGAUUGAAGGGCUGUCCUUGGUCUGGAUCGGUUUGUUCAGAGAUGAGUGGAAAUGGUCAGACCAGAGUGACAGCUCCUUCAGAUACUGGCACAGCUCUCAGCCAAAUCAUGAUGGAAUCUGUGCAUUGUAUUCUCCCCCUCACAAGUCGUGGUAUGACAGAAAAUGUAGUUAUUCCACUCCCUUCUGCUGCUAUAAGGACGUAGAAAAGAGAGAAAAGACAAUUGUGAGGUUGGAAAUUACGUCAAAUUCAUUUUUGGACAUCGGUGACUCUGCGGUGAGCGAAGCCGUUUUGAAGCAAAUUCAACAAAAGUUUGAUGAGCGGCUCAAGCUUCAGUGGAGGGUGCAGCCAGAUGGGAAGAUCUUCCAUAGAAAAGAAAAGAAGAAAAUCAUCAAAGACUGUUAGACUGAGAGGAAUUUAAAAAAGGAGAUAUUGCUGGUCCUGCUGCAUUGAUGUUUAUCUGUUUUUAACUGUCCAUCAUGAGUGUGACAAUGUUAUACAAGUGCAAUGGUAAUUGGUGGCCUACUCUUUAAAGGCAACAAAAAGAAACACUUGUGACUUUUUUUCUUUAAGAAUGACUUUAUGUUCCCCCGCAUUACUGCAUUAUAAAGGCUGACCAUAGUAAUACAACGAGACAAGCUCAACUGAAAACGAAAAAAAGGCAAUCGAUAAAGAAUAACAGAAGAA
Messenger RNA from Sebastes umbrosus (honeycomb rockfish), 864 nucleotides. Its product is annotated as C-type lectin lectoxin-Thr1-like. The coding region runs from base 1 to 582 and encodes 193 amino acids. NCBI's taxonomy places the organism in Eukaryota, Metazoa, Chordata, Actinopteri, Perciformes, Sebastidae. The record is from RefSeq and is a predicted model, not a curated record. The transcript has 4 exons.